AUGUGCGAUUGCUGGUACCACCCUGAGCUGAGCCAGACGAGCGCCGAGCAGUUGUUGGUCCGCGAUGGACGGGACGGGGCGUUCCUCGUGCGCCAGAGCGAGUCUGUGCCCGGAGCGUACGCCAUCUGCCUCAUGUCUCACCAGCAGGUUCACACCUACCGCGUCUUACCGGAUGACAAGGGACUGCUCGCCGUUCAGUCUGCACAAGGAAUUGAUGUCAGGAGAUUCUUCGGACUCCCCAACCUCAUAUCUGCCUACAGAAGGAAGGGGAACGGCCUCGCCACCGCCUUACAUUUCCCUGUCAGUAAGGAGAAUUCCCAAUCUGAUGACGAUCCCCACAGAUGUUCUUGUUGGAAAGACGUCACUUUUCUGGAUCCUAAAAGACUUUUACCGAGGAGCUCGUCCAACAUUCCCCACAAUGCAUCUCUCCAGGGAGGGACUCCGAGGAGCGCAGAGCUGGACGCCGAGUGUCUGAGACUGGACAGAGAGAUUGAAGCCACAUGGAACAGUCUGAGGAUCCUGGCCCAGCUAUUCGGCUGCAUGUCUAUAAUUCAGUACAGUGACCAGAUCUCCGCAGUGGACAAACUCAUCCAUAGAAUGUCCGAUGUUCUGCCGCUGCUGUCCGGCCUGGAGAUCCGGGUGAAGCAGAAUGAGAACAAUCUUCCCAGGAGGAGCGCCCCCCGAAGGCUCUCAGUGUUCAUCGGCACCUGGAAUAUGGGUGGCGCCCCCCCGCCCCGUUCCCUGGUUUCCUGGUUGUCUGGCAAACAUCAGAAUGGGGCCCCGGAUGACGGCGGGUCAUGUGACCAUCACGACCUGUAUGUGAUCGGAACGCAGGAAAACCCACAAGGAGAUCGGGAGUGGGCGGAGUCUCUCAGAACGGCGGUGACGUCACACACUUCAAAAAUCUAUAAAGUGGGCGGCGCACAUUCUGUCGGGGGGAUCCGACUGGUUCUAUUGGUGAGAGAAGAACAUGAAGAUCUGAUCUCCGGUGUGCAGACCUCCGCCGUGAGGACGCGGAUCAGCAACGCGUUGGGCGUCCGCGGAGCUGUGGGGGUUUCGUUGGAUUUCGAUGGGACGUCUUUGGGUUUCGUCACGUGUCACCUCGUCUCCGGAGCCGAGAAAGUACAGAAGAGGAAUCAGAGUUACGGGGAGAUCCUGCGUGGUCUGGUCCUCGGAGACGAGGCUCUACGAGGGUUCCAGCUCCCCCUGAGACUCACCUACCUGUUCUGGGCCGGAGACGUGAACUACAAGCUGGAGAUGCCGGCGCAGGAUGUUCUGCAGUGUGUGUACAGCGGGCAGCACCAACUUCUCCUUCCUGUAGAUCAGCUGAACCAGGAGCGUGAGAAGAAGAAAGUCUUCCUGGGAUUCAAAGAGGAAGCGAUCGCCUUCCCCCCCACAUGUCGCUUCGAGAGAGGUUCUCGCACCUAUGAUCUGCAGAAGGCCAAGACCAGCGGGACUCGUAUAGCUGCCCCAUCGUGGAGCGAUCGGAUCCUAUGGACGUGUUACCCGGACGCUGAGGUCAGAUGCACCUCAUAUGGUUGUACCGAUGAGAUCGUCAGCAGUGACCACGCCCCCGUUUUCGCCACUUUUGAGGUCGGUGUGGAUUUCUUGGCGCAGAGAGAUUGCCGUUAUACGCUCCGAUUUCUGCAGGUCGAGUCCAUCGUGAAAACCCCGAGCCGAUCCCGAGCGUCGAUCGAGUUCCGAUCCCUGUGCUUGAAGGACUCUCCACAAAGUAAUGUGAAUAGCGCACACGGUACAGAGGGGGCGGCCUUUCUCAAGCUGGGAUGGUCAGAGCAAGACUUACCGGAGAUACCUCUGGUUGGUGGCGACACAUUUACUGGACAUUUGCUUCUCAGUAUCCGACCAGCGGAUGGCGGAGAAACCUUCGGUGAGUGUUGCGUGUCGGUGCUCUCAGCCAAUAGCAAUUCUGAUCAUCAGUUUCAAGCUUUUCUGUCCCAACGUGGAGAAGAAACGGGAUCCUUGAGAGGGAAAGUGAGAGUGACCCAAUAUCCAAAUGUGACCCCAGAAAGGAGCCCCAGUGUGGCCAACAGAGAAGCUGAGAAAGUUCCGGAGAAUCCCGCCAAGAAAUCGCGUUCCCCCGGAUCUCCUCGCCACUCUCCGGCGUCGCGCUCCUCCAAACGCUCCGCCAGACGUCGUCCUGCGAGUAUCUGCUGCGGCAGUUACAGUAACGCCGAGUAUUUCCUAUUUGAAGGUUUGUGUUCCCCCUCCACCCCGAUAUCUCCCAGACCGCGAUCGGCGCUGGUGGGUGGGGAGCAGACGGGGGAACAUGAAGAGACGAUGUUCCCGACUGAAUCCGGGAGGAAGCCGACAUCUCCGCACUGUAUGAGGAACAUCUCCAAGUGAUACGGGAAGGAAGGUGUCACGGUGGAGGGGUGGGGGAUGGAAAGCAACCAACAUCACCAUAUUGUAUGAGGAACAUCUCCAAGGGAUACAAG
This is a messenger RNA of Rana temporaria (common frog), 2456 nucleotides long. Its product is annotated as phosphatidylinositol 3,4,5-trisphosphate 5-phosphatase 2B-like. The record is from RefSeq and is a predicted model, not a curated record. Bases 1 to 2364 code for a protein of 787 amino acids. The transcript has 21 exons. Gene Ontology annotation, biological process: phosphatidylinositol dephosphorylation. Gene Ontology annotation, molecular function: phosphatase activity. NCBI's taxonomy places the organism in Eukaryota, Metazoa, Chordata, Amphibia, Anura, Ranidae.